UCUCUGUAUUAACACAUGUUUACUCUCCUAUUAACUUAUCCAGAUAACAAACAAACAAAAAACCUGAGUGCAGUGAUUUUGUUUUCUUUUGGCUAUGCAAGAUGUUUAUCAUUUUGGUGUUAUUUACAGGUACAUGGUACAGCCCCUGAUAUUGCUGGUAAGGAUCUAGCUAAUCCGACAGCCCUGUUACUGAGUGCGGUGAUGAUGUUGCGCUACAUGAAUCUUGGUGACUAUGCAAGACGUAUUGAAACGGCUGCACUGGGUGUGAUCAGAGAUGGACAGGUGUUGACGGGAGAUCUUGGAGGAAAGUCUACAUGUUCACAAUUCACAGAGGAGAUUUGCAGGAGAGUGCAAGCUCUAAAUUAGACCCCCAGUGAUUUUGAUUAGAUCUAUUUUAAAACGUUCAGAAUUUUUAGAUUAAACCCCAGUGAUAUUAAUGAAUAAGAUUCAUUUUAAAAUGUUCAGAAACAGUGUUAGUGAAAGACAUUUGCUGUACAAUGCUUUGUUUUCUAAGAAGUUAGAUAUUUUGUACACAGCUGUAAUAGAAUCUCAGAAUGAAAGAAAUAACAACAGUCAUAAUGAAGAGUGGGUAAAUAUGCUUGUGUAGCUUCAUUUGUACUUUGCAUCAGAAUGAUAGGUCUUCACUUUCAUUCAGCCAUUCUGUAUGGUAGCUUACAACUUCAUUGUUGUUGUGCUCUAAAUCUUAAGGAUGCACUUUGAUUUGCCUUUGUCUGUAUGUCCAGAUGUCCGUCCGUUCACUUUUAUGUUGCAUAUAUCUCAGAAACUAUUCAACCUACAUUUUGUAUUUAUCAAACACCAUAGGAUUGAUAUUUGGGGUGUGAAGUUGAGGACCUACGGUUUUGUUUGGGAUUUCACUCGAUAAAACCAGAGUUAUGGCCCUUGACUUAGUCAAAAAUAUAAAUAUGCUUUAAGGGCCUAAAAGUUUGUGUCACACAUAUUUAAAAAAGCAUUUGAGCUAGAGUCGUGAAACUAUCUAAGACUGUUGUUCAGCAUUUUAAUUUUUUCACCUGGGGAUUUAUGUAAGAUAUAGGGCUUCCCUCCAAUACACCACACACCACCAGCACCCUUUCCCCACCGGCACCCUUUCCCCACCGGCAGCCCCACCCAAAGGUAAUAAAGUUUAUUAAGUCUUGCAUUGUCACAACAUAUGGUAGACUAGCUCCUAGACUAUGAUAUAUCUUUUUUUACAUUUUUAUGAUUGAAUAUAGUGAACUGAGCCAGUCUGUAUCCUAUGUCCAAUUUCUUGAUAAUUUUAACAUCAUUCCUCUGUGAAAAUCUCUAAAAUAGACUAGCUUUUGUCUCUAUGAAAUUGAAUUCGACAAAAAAAGGGGGGAAAAUGUAGAAAUAUAUUUAUUAUCAGUCUAGUGGCUAGUCUAAACAUAUGGCUGCACAAUGACAGUUUAUGGGGGCUCCAGUGUCCGGUGGACACAAAUCUGGUUUAAGUUUAAAUAUUUCAUUUAAGGAAAGUUGUUUAUUACUAUACGAAGCAUGAAAUUACAGUAUAUAAUAAAGCAUUUUCUACUUUGACAUUUCAUAUCUUACAAAAUUAAUUAUUUUAGCACUGGAUAAAUGUGUUAUCCAUGUUUCAGUUGUCAUUUGGAAAAGAACGUGGCAAGGAUAUAAUGUGAUAACUCUUUAGUCUUGAAACAAGUUGCAUUAUUCAGGUAUCUGGUUUCAAGGUUAUAAAGCUUGAGUUUGAACACCAGUCUUAGAAAUACUGCCUUGUGAUUGGUCAAUUUCUAGACUGAGCUCAUAAUUGACCAAUCAGAUGCUAAAGUUUGGAGACUGGUCCACCAUACUUUGCUUUAUAAUCUCAGACCUUGAAUGGCAGUUUCAGACUACAUAGUUGCAAUGGACCAAUGGUAUUCUAGUAUUUUGAGACAGGUCUCUAAACUAUUAUUUUGAAUAGUGAAACCAGAUGAAAUGAUUUGUUGACAGCCAUCAGUUUAUGCCUUCAUAAAUAUUCCUUUUUUUUUGACACUAGCAGAAAAUUGAGGGAUUUUUUUCAUCUUGCUCAGCUGACCCCUUACCCAAGCGUAAUGUAUCAUACAAAAGGCUAAAAAUAGUUUUAUAGAAAAGGUUUAGCAACAAAUGAAAUAGAGCCAUACUGAUCAAAUGUUUUGGAAUGAAUACAGCAUAUACAAGUUGCUACAUAUUUCAAGUGAUUGGUGCCAAACUAAAAAUAAUAUGAAAGUCGAGAUUAGCCACUUUGUGUGGCAUAGCACCAUCAUGACAUAGAAGUAGCCUUGUCUAACAAGUAUUAGGCUAUUCUGUCUUCGUAUUAAAGUCCCUAUGUUCUUUUUUUUUCUUUGUGCAAUCAAAUCUGUUCAAUUUUCAGUGUUCUUGUAUGUUGUAAGCAGUUGUCUUAUUGUAAAAAUAUUGAUUUUAAUUGUGUAUUUUUAAUCCCCUCAAAUGUAGGCAUAUACUGUGACAUUGUUAUUAUGUGUGGGGGCUUAAUUCUUGUUGAGUUCAAGGUCAAGGCAGUCCACAAAAUGAAGCUGCAACAAACAAGUAAAAUUUCCAUUCAUUUUAUACUCUUACGACUAAAUUCACACAUUUAUAUCCUCAAGAAAUAGCUGUUUUGUCUGUAACUACAAUGUUUCGUGCCUGCGAAAUUAAAUCGCAAUAGUAAUUUCACUGAUCGUUAGUUUGUUUGUCUAGAACACUUCAAGCCACUUCAACUUUUAAACCAUCAAAGGAAUUCCAUAUAUAUAAUUUUGUUAGUGACUACUUCACACAAUUUUGGCAAAAAAAAAUUUUUUCAUAGGUCGAUUAAAUGUGGGUGCCUUGAAAGUGACCAGUGAUUCACACUUACUGACAUCUUGAUAAAUGACCAAAAAUUUUGUGCAGAAAUGAGUAGACCAUCAAAACACUUGAAAUAAUAGAGAAAUCAACAUUCCUCUUGCUUUUUACCGAUAUGUAACACUUAUUUUCUCUUACUUUAGGGGAAGGGAUUGGGGCAGUAAAUUCUUUGUAUACUAGUGACAUCUCUUUUUGAGUGUUGCAGUUUAUACAGCCACCUGUUCUCGUUACUGUGUUUUAUUUUAUGUUACAGUAUAAGUUGAUUUUUUAUCAGAAAUGUGAGUAUUAUAUCAUUUAUCACAGGAUAUGAAACUGUUAAGAAAUAAAAAGAUGAAAAAAUAA
Messenger RNA from Mercenaria mercenaria, 3165 nucleotides. Its product is annotated as isocitrate dehydrogenase [NAD] subunit alpha, mitochondrial-like. Gene Ontology annotation, biological process: isocitrate metabolic process; tricarboxylic acid cycle. The coding region runs from base 16 to 366 and encodes 116 amino acids. The transcript has 2 exons. Gene Ontology annotation, molecular function: isocitrate dehydrogenase (NAD+) activity. Gene Ontology annotation, cellular component: mitochondrion. Lineage: Eukaryota; Metazoa; Mollusca; Bivalvia; Venerida; Veneridae. The record is from RefSeq and is a predicted model, not a curated record.